CCCUCACAAACUUCGUCUUGCUCUCUACAGGGUGAUACAUGACGCCCCGGAUAUUCUUAUGCUGGGAUAGUCAAUGGAUGGGUACUCGUAGUAUGAGCCUCCCACUGGGAAACUCUUUUUAAGUGUCGUUGUACCGGACCAACGAAAUUCUCAGACACUCGAUUUCCACUGCAGCCCAUUGCAUGACGAGUUUCUCGCGAAUUUAACCGCCUUUAGAUCUUGUAGCUAUUGACUUCUCAUGCGCGCUUGCUCACUUAUCCCCCAGACAAGCACGCUUUCAUCAUGUCCGCGCUCAAUCUUCAGCUUGAUAUCCUCGACGAUGCCGAGAUGAAACAUUCCGCCCCCCAGGGGUCGAUUGCGACAACUGCGGCUGGGCUUUUGAAACCCUUCAAAUCGGUCAAAGGAGCCCCCAAAGGCACCAAUGCUGAGAUAAAGUUUGCCAAUCUCCUCCGGGACUAUGUCCAGCUGGGCGACAAGAGAUCUGUCGAAGACAUUGCGAAAGAAAUACUUGCCAUCUUGCCGGCUAACGGCCAGUACUCGACAGAAAUGUCCGCGUUUUCUCAACUAUGUGUCGAGAUUGCCGUGCAGAUCCCGUAUCACCACCCAUCGCAAAUGAAGCUCGCCUACCUACUGCAAUAUCUUGCGAGGUCCCCGAAGUUUGUCUCGACAUCGACGUUACCGGGCGUCGAAGUCCUCACGCACAGUUAUCAGGCGCUCGGUGAGGUAAUCAGAGAUAACCUCCAAGGACCGCAAGCCGAGGAGACGCCGAUGGCAUGGGUCAACUACCAUGCCUUCUUUGCCCACUUCGAAUCAAUCGUAGGCAGGACCACGUCCAGCCCGACCUACGCCAUCUGGACCAUGCGCGAAGCGUUUGAGGGCGUGGACUACACCAAAGAAGAAUUCAGGGACUACUACAUCAUGGCAGCAGCAUAUGCUAGCCGGGUUGCAGAAUCCGACGAGAAGAGUUGGCGUCUCGGUAGCCUUCUCAAGGAUGAGAAACGCAGCAUGGGGCUCCUUUCAUUGGAGAGGUGGCGGUUCUGGGCCGAUGGCUUCAAGGCCGUCGCAGCUGAUGAGAAGUCCAGUGACGAGUGCAGGAGCCUGUCGGGUAAAGCGCCGAGAUUGAUGGACGCAAUGGAGAUGAAUAUGACUUUCUAA
Phialemonium atrogriseum is the source of this 1155-nucleotide messenger RNA. RefSeq lists its product as uncharacterized. The record is from RefSeq and is a predicted model, not a curated record. The transcript is spliced from 6 exons. Lineage: Eukaryota; Fungi; Ascomycota; Sordariomycetes; Cephalothecales; Cephalothecaceae. Bases 283 to 1155 code for a protein of 290 amino acids.